Papaver somniferum (opium poppy) is the source of this 378-nucleotide messenger RNA. RefSeq names its product eukaryotic translation initiation factor 2 subunit beta-like. Lineage: Eukaryota; Viridiplantae; Streptophyta; Magnoliopsida; Ranunculales; Papaveraceae. The record is from RefSeq and is a predicted model, not a curated record. Bases 1 to 378 code for a protein of 125 amino acids. Gene Ontology annotation, biological process: formation of translation preinitiation complex; formation of cytoplasmic translation initiation complex; translational initiation. Gene Ontology annotation, cellular component: eukaryotic translation initiation factor 2 complex. The transcript has a single exon. Gene Ontology annotation, molecular function: translation initiation factor binding; mRNA binding; translation initiation factor activity.
AUGUUUUCCAUGUUUUGGUGGUCUAAGAAGAAAAAGAAGAAGCCACUUAAGCUAGAUUUUGUGAGCGCUGAUGCUCUGCAUGAUCAAGUCAAAAAGAACGAAGGGGAAACUAUGUUAGAGAUUGUCUGUCACGUGUUCGAAAUUCCCCCUUAUAUACCUCAAGUUCAAGUUCUACGUAAAGGCUUCAGAAAGACUGUCUUCGCAAAUUUCAUGAGUAUCUGCACAUGGAUGCAAUGGGAGCCAGAGCAUCUUAUGAAUUUCUUACUUACUGAAAUGGGAACAAGUGGAUGUUUAGAUGGACAACAGAGGCUGGUUGUUAAAGGAAGGUUUACUCCUGAGGAUUUUCAAAGGAUUCUACAAAGGUAUUUGAAGCGAUAA